CUGACUCUUUAAUAGUCGGUGGUCCAGUUAUUAUUAUUAUUAUUGUUUUUCUUUACUUCUCUAGAACUCCUCAGCGCUCAAAUUUUUCCCGGCUUGGACUCCCCUCGAUGUGUGAUCAGAAAUGGAAAGAAAAGUAAGCAGAAUCUGUCUUGCUUCUGAACCUGAUAUAAUUCAUUUUCUACAAGUUGCUUGGGAGAAAACACUAGGAUCUGGUUUUGUUAUUACACUUACUGAUGGGCAGUCAGCAUGGACUGGGACAGUCUGUGAAUCAGAGAUUUCCCAAGAAGCUGAUGACAUGGCAAUGGAAAGAGAGAAAUAUGUUGAUGAACUGAGAAAAGCAUUGGUGUCAGGAGCAGGACCAACUGACACAUACAAGUUUAAUUUUUCUAAAGAGUCUUGUCACUUCUCCUUUGAGAAAAACUUGAAAGAUGUUUCAUUCAGGCUUGGUUCGUUCAAUCUAGAGAAAAUUGCAAGCCCAGCUGAGGUCAUUAGAGAACUUAUUUGUCACUGCCUGGACACCAUUGCAGAAAGCCAAGCCAAAAAUGAGCACCUGCAGAAAGAAAAUGAAAGGCUUCUGAGAGAUUGGAAUGAUGUUCAAGGACGGUUUGAAAAAUGUGUGAGUGCUAAGGAAGCAGUAGAGACUGAUCUUUAUAAACGGUUCAUUCUGGUGCUGAAUGAGAAGAAAGCAAAGAUCAGAAGCUUACAUAAACUGUUAAAUGAAGUUCAAGAACUGGAGAAGAACAUCGAACAUAAGAUGGAAACUCCAACAUGUUCUGAAAUGACUACUCACAGAGAUGCAAUCUAUGAUGAAAGUACUGAUGAGGACAGUGAAAUCCCAUCUAGUCCUUCUGUGUUAACUCCAGCUACUGUAAGAAGAGAUGAUUCCAUUAUUUCAAGUCCUGAUAUCCCUGAUAUUGCACCAAGUAGAAAGAGAAGGCAGCGGAUGCAAAAAAAUCUGGGGACGGAACCUAAAAUGGCCUCUCAGGAGCAACAGCUUCAAGAAAAGGAAAAGCUUGAUCCUCCACUACCUGAGAUGCCGAAAAAGGAUCAUGGCCCAGCUGAAAACAUGUCCUUAGAAACUCUAAGAAAUAGUAGUCCAGGAGACCUCUUUGAUGAGAUUUAAUUGUCUCAAAAAGUACUUUGAUAUUCACAAGACUGUGUUUUCUAUCCCAUUCUUUAAACUGCAAAAACAAAAUUUCAACUCAGCAGCAGCUCUUAGUGCACCUUACAAUUUAAUUACAUACACAAUGAGCUGAAACCAUUGUGCAAAAUGGAUUACACAUGUAUAUGAAAAUAUGAUUUGAUGACAGUGGUACAUUAUUCUAAUGUGCUCAUUCAGCAUGCCUGUAAUUACAUAAAAUCUCAGACCUUUUUAUUGCAAAGGUCACGUGUACCUUAUUCAUUUCACACAUAUUACAUGUAGUAGCUGUCUAUCCUGUCUAGGAAGAUUUUGAAAAUAGAACAAAUGAAAUGUCUACAAAUUCUUUUUCAAAUAAUCAUAUUCUAAACACUGAUGUUUGAGUAUUUUAACUUGUGGAAUGAUGUGCAAAAUCUAGUUUUAGUUUUUACACAAUCUGAAAAUCUGGUGAUAAAACUUUUGAUUGAAGAUUUUGUAUUCUUAAUAAAGUGUUAUCUUGCUUAA
Molecule: messenger RNA, 1642 nt
Organism: Dama dama (fallow deer)
Lineage: Eukaryota; Metazoa; Chordata; Mammalia; Artiodactyla; Cervidae
Gene: XRCC4
Product: X-ray repair cross complementing 4
Exons: 8
Coding region: 122-1123 (333 amino acids)
Biological process (GO): immunoglobulin V(D)J recombination; response to X-ray; positive regulation of ligase activity
Cellular component (GO): nucleus; DNA-dependent protein kinase-DNA ligase 4 complex; DNA ligase IV complex
Molecular function (GO): DNA binding
Source: RefSeq, a predicted model, not a curated record